Molecule: messenger RNA, 321 nt
Organism: Funneliformis geosporum
Lineage: Eukaryota; Fungi; Glomeromycota; Glomeromycetes; Glomerales; Glomeraceae
Source: the annotation of a GenBank genome assembly
GAAGAUUUUGAAUAUCAUGAUAAUGAAACAGAUUUUAAAUAUCAUGACAAUGAUAAGGAUGAAGACCUUGACCCAAACAGAGUCCUUUCAGAGGAAAAUGAAGAGAAAGAGGAAGAUGCGUUGAUAACUUUACCUUCGGUUUUUAAUGAAAGAACAUUAGAACACCCAGGAUCACCUGUUUGUAAAAAAUGUGGUGAAAAGUUUAGUACAGAUACAGGAAUAUCAACUCUUAAACAUCAUUUGGAAAACAAACAUAAUAUUAAAAUUCCACAAGUUAUAACCAAUCAAACUAAACUUUCUUUUUCUCGUAUUGAUCUAUAG